This is a messenger RNA of Coccidioides posadasii C735 delta SOWgp, 2206 nucleotides long. The record is from RefSeq and is a predicted model, not a curated record. NCBI's taxonomy places the organism in Eukaryota, Fungi, Ascomycota, Eurotiomycetes, Onygenales, Onygenaceae.
CUGAUCUACGCUGCUGCAGAUCACCCGAUCGCCGCUCAACGUCCGCCACUUGGACCUUGAGUCUUCGAGGAGCCCCCAUUUUGGGAAAUUACAGCAUUCAUCUUGUCAAAUGGCAAUCGAUAGAUAGACUAGGGCGAGAGGAAUAAGCUUUUCCUAGAAGUUCGGUCGAGAAGACCAGAUAAUCUCCAGCCUAAAUAAAGAUAUGAGAUCUUAACUCGUUGAACCGUGAAGAAGUAGCGAGUGAAACCAGAAGCUAAUGCAUCGCUGGCGGCUAACUAGUGUAUCCCUCACGCCUUGGCUCCCGCCGAAAGAUAUCCAUUCUCAAAAUGUGAUCGUAGGAUUCAGGCAUCCGACGCUAUACUUCCCCUUCUUUGCACUUCCGCGAUGACAACCAUCUGCCCGAUACCCUGCAAUUGCUGUUGAUCCCUCUUGGCUCAAUAAAAAAAAACAUCUCACUACGCAUUAUUUUGCAGUCCUAUCACCCUCACCAGCUUGGUACUCUCCCGCUCUCCCCUCUCCCACACGCCCAGCACACCUUUGCUCUCAUAUCCACCAUGGCUAUGCAUGAGGACCCUGUAGCCAGCUCAACCGGAAUCAAGGUCAUCAUCGUUGGAUUCGGUAUAGCUGGCGCUAGUGCUGCAAUUGAAUGUCAUAGAAAAGGGCAUAAUGUGGUUGUCUAUGAAAGACUGCCGGAGCUCACUAAAGUUGGUAAGGCCCCCAAUGAUUUCUUGACUCAAUUACGAGCUACGCAGCCGCUCUGACUGCAGCUUAACUCCGUUAGGAGGGGAUGGCAUCAGUCUUGGCUCGAACGGGUGUUCUGUCCUAUCUAAAUGGGAUAACGGUGAGUUCAAUGAAACGAUCAAGCCAUUAAAGUUCCGAACGGACAAUAUGAAUAUAUUUGAUUAUACCGGGUUUGAUCUCGGGAAACAUAAAUUCCACGGGUACAAUGCUGGGAGAGGAUACACGCUUAACCGUGGCUCGCUCGUAUUCUCCAUGUACGACUACGCUCAGAAACUCGGAAUCAAAGUGUUCAUGGGCUCCACGGUCACAGAGUAUUGGGAAACUGAAGACGAAGCGGGCAUUGUCGUCAAAGGGGAAAAGGUAGCAGCAGAUUGUGUCAUUUGCGCUGAGGGAAUUCACAGCAAAGGCAGAGCCGCAAUUACCGGCCAGGAGAUGCAAUGCAAGGAGACAGGUUUUGUGUCCACUCGAGGAUAUUUGGAGGGCAAAGCGGCUAUCCAGGGUCCCUCACUGACUCGAAUUGUCAGUGGCAUGGAAGACGGCAAUUGCAUGUACGGAUGGAUGGGGCCUCGCAUGCACAUCAGCAUGGGUAUUAAGAUCGACGGCGGCGAGCUCUUUUGGUACGCCUGCCACGAGGCUGCGAUUGUCCCUCCUAAAAAUAACAGUGAGGCAAUAGAUCAUAUUCUCGAAUGCAUGAGUGAUUGGGCUAUGCGGGAUGAGCUCGAGUCAGUCGUCCGGAAUGUUUCGGAGGGGAGGUUCAUCUCUCAAAAACUCGUCGUGACAACAGCCCUGAAAUCUUGGCUCUCUCCUCGCCGAAGGAUGAUCGUUAUUGGUGAUGCAGCCCAUGCAGCUCUUCCGACCAGUGGCCAAGGAGGCACACAAGCCAUUGAAGAUGCGGCUGUACUUGCAAUUGCCCUAGAGUUAGCAGGGAAGCAAGACAUUCCCCUUGCGCUGUCCGUAACAGAAAAGAUCAGAUUCAAGCGCGCUCAACUGAUUCAACAGGGGGGGCUGGCAGUGCUGAAAUUUGGCAUGAAUCGAAGUGAUUUUGAAUUAUUCCGAAAAGAUCCAAAUCUGGCGAGGCCUCCGCACCCCGCUUGGAUCUUUGACCAUGACUGCCAAGAAUACACCUACAGGGAAUUCGCGGCAGCGGCUGAGGCAGUCAGAUCUGGGAAGGAUUAUGUUCCGACCAAUAUCCCUGCGGACGGGGAAUACCGGAUAGCAUAUGAUAGCAAGUAAAUCUGAUGGGACACUCUCCCGUGGCAGAUGGCUGCACGGGUCUUCGUGUUGUGGUUCAAAAAAAAUAGUUGUGUACGGAGUAGCUAGGUUCGUUUUCAGUAAAUGCAAGGAUCCGCAUCGACCAGGCGGCAGCAACAUUAGCGGCCAUUUAUCAAGAAAUUUGAAGGCCGAGCUGAGAAAUAUGUAAGCAUGGAUUUUGGUCUCUCAUGGAGAUGAAACGUGGGAUCUGGCA